AUGCAGAAGAUCCAGAAUCAGAACAGCCCGCCUUUACCUUCGCCCACGGAGACCGUCUCGCCCAUCGCCGUGCCCCAUCCGCACCAGCUGCUGCAGCCGUCCUUGUCAUCGUCGUUGUACAGCGGUCCCCAGAGCCAUGACCUGUCAGGGACCAAACGGCUGGAUGGGAUAACAUCGGAGAAGGGUGGUGUCGUGCAGCCAGGCCAAACGCCUCGUUUGUCGCGUGGGGAUUCUGCAGAACAAGUGCUCGGUCUAACUCCCAUCACCGAGGACGCCCGCGCAGGGUCGGAACGCCAGGAAGACCAGGGACGAAGCUCGCAGACCCUCCAGGAGCUGCGAAGGCAGAUGGAGGAACUGCUUGUGUACCAGCAGAUGCAGCAGAAUCAGCACCUCCCGGUGCAGGCUGAGCCCGUGCCCGGUCAGUCGGCCGACAAAAAGCGGCGUCUAUCAAAUGGUUCAGCCGCCUUUCGAACCCCGCCGGCGAUUAAUUCUGGUUCAACGGGCUCAGAAGGAACGAUCAAACCAGCGGACCCGGCCAAUUCCUUCGAUCCUGUUGGACAACCAAUGUCUUAUCCUUUUCCACAAGUGCAGUCUCAUGCAAGCCCUGAGCCCUCCACACGCCCAAGUCAAUUUAGAUUGAAACUUCCAUCCGAAAAGUUAAAGUCCGCCGUGUCUCUGCCCGAGUCCGGGGCCGAGCAUCACGCCGCGGCGACAAAGCCCGCUGAUCUGCAACCGUUAUUUCUGCCGCCACAGUACAAGAACAUUCCCGACGACGCAGCCUUUUCCAGUCCCAAUCUCUAUGAUCUGACCUUGAAGUUGAAUACGGAUCCGGGACUUGAAGCAUGGUGGUCCAAUCUGGUCGACAUCUUCCAAAGUAGCUAUGGCGCUGAGCGUGUGUCACUAGCUGUCCCAGGAGAUGCAACAGAUCUGGAGAAUAUGCCAUGGGGUCAAAAGGCGCUUUUCAACCAGAAUCGUCCUUUCAUGCAAGAUGUCCAAGCUCGUCCUCCAAGGGAUAAUGCGUCAUCGGACGUGCAAACUACACCGAAGAAUAAUGAUGCAAUGGGGCAGAAGAAACGGGACACCAGAUCAGUUUCGCAUACCAAAGCUUUCGGACCAGCUUCUUCCGUUACUCGGCCAUCCCUAUUGUCACGGCACUCCUUCGCAGGUUUCGAUAAGAAUAAGCCACAAGCCUCGGUACCUGAGCUCGGACCGCCAGAGAAUUGCUCAAAGGCCAAUACAGCCAGGCCGGAGAAGAAACAAGCUCAUGAUUCUAGUGAGCCUGUAGGAACAGCGCCUCUGCCCAAUCGAAAGCCAAUGACAAACCCAGAACUGCACCUUACAAUCAACAACUCCAACCCGCGCCACGCUGUUUUCCCAGUUGCCAGACCGUUGGAGGUUGAGCCAGAUCCUCUAAUCAAGCGGGCAGGUGUCGUGAAACUCUUCGGUCGCACCAGUCCUGUUAUCCUCACCCGCCAGUAUUCCGAAGAUUACCUGUCACGUCGUCGAGAUCAUGGAAGCCCGCAGGAGCAUGUCCAGGUCACGCCCAAUGCUGAGGGUCCAGAUGAGGUUCCGGGGCAUGCUGGAACGGCAGCUACUGACCGACAAAAUCUUGCUUCAACCUUGAACAUCACUGCUUUGCAGCCGUAUGACGAGUACGAGCAAGCUCCACAAUCCCCAUGGUCCCAAUCUCCUGCCCCGUCACCAGCUCCUCGCGCAAACCCCGAUCAGAAUCCCUUUUUCAACAGAAGCCAUACAGUCGACGAGGAGGCUUUCUCGAAGAACCCACCCCCCCAUGAUUAUUCUAAUAACUUUCCAUUGGAGGCGAUCGGGGUCGAUGAGGCGAGGACUGUGAUUCAUAUUCCACUUCUUCAUGGUGGUCGUUCCAACCAUGGAUCUCCGUUGGCAUUGAGAUUCCCUGUUGCCGUCAUAUCCCUCUUGACGCCGAUCGUGCCCUACCCGCCCAAUCUUCGGCGGUCCCUGGAGUACCUCAUGCCGCACCUAACGACUUCAUUUUGUUUGGCCCAACAGUACAGUCAGCUCGAACGCCAGAUGGCCUCUAGAGCAGAUACUUCCCGGUAUGGACAUCUGCUGGGCCUUGGUGGGACCUUCUCCGAUGCUAGCAGUGAGCUGGAGCUUGUGGCAGGUCUGAGCGGACAUGUCACCCAUUCUGUCGCCAGCGAAACUCCCCUCUCCGCCCGUGUAAGCGUUGCAAGCCCUAGCGAUAACUCAUCCACCAAAUUCAGCCCUACCAUAUCCAGCUUCGGAACUCCUGGGUUUGAACUCGGUCAAAUUGGCUUCGGGUCAGCGGGCCCUUCCGUCGAUUCUCCCGGAGUGGCCUCGCGAACUGGUGCUGAAGCUGGAGACAGUUAUUUCAAUGUGCCGCAAGCACGAGGCUCUCGCGAGAACAUCGCACACCAUCGGCGCCAGCUGUCAAAGUCAAAGAUAAACAUCGUGUCAUCGACGCCCACGUCUCCUGGCAGGCUGCUUGGGAAAGUGUACGUCGGUGAUGAGAGUAAUCUACAGGAUCAAACCCCCGUUGUGGCACCAUCGUUGCAAGAAAUCAAACAAUUACCUGUGGUUUCUCCGAGUCAGCAGUCAUCACGUCAAGCAUCAACCAACUCCUUGUACACCCAGCUGCAGCGGGAGCUGUCCCGUCCAUUUUCUGACACCAUCGCCCAACUGAUGCUCAAUUCCAUUCCGCUUCAUCUCUUUCUAGCUAAGCCACAUACCGGCGAGGUAGUUUGGACGAAUGCCAAGUUUGACGCUUACCGGAGAAGUCAACCUCAGGAGCAGAAAUUGAGGGACCCUUGGCAGAACAUUCAUAGCAGUGAGCGGGACCAUGUCUCCAAUGAAUGGGUCAAUGCUUUGCGCACAGGCUCGCAGUUUACUGAACGAGUACGUGUUAGGCGGUUCAACGAUGAAUCGGCGUACCGUUGGUUUAUUUUCAGAGCAAACCCACUGCUGUCGUCAACUGGUGAGGUGCUUUAUUGGAUCGGGUCUUUCCUUGACAUCCACGAACAGCACAUUGCGGAAUUGAAGGCAGCACAAGAGAAAGAAAAGUUUGCCAUCGAUGCAAAGUAUCGUGCAUUCUCGAAUUCAAUCCCGCAGGUCGUCUUUGAAGCGACUGAAAAUCGCGGGCUGAUAUUCGUCAACGAGCAGUGGAAUCUGUAUACAGGUCAAAAUCUGGAGGAAGCCUUGGAUCUGGGAUUCGCUUUACAUGUCCAUCCUGACGACCUCGAAAAAUGCGGUGGACUGUCUUUCAAGGCGAAACAGGAUCAACCCGGAUCCACCGAUUUCGCGGAGUCGAUCAAGGCCACUGUCGACAGUGCGCGGUUGGCACCGUCUGUGGAUCGUAGUAGCAUCACUUCUGCGCUUGAUGAUCUUGUGAAACGCGGCGUCGCUUCCGUGCAGAAAGACGAAAGCGGCCGUGUCUUCUACUCUACAGAGAUUCGUCUUCGUUCGAGAGGAGGUGACUUCAGAUGGCACCUGGUCCGUCUGGUGCGCGUUGAAACCAGCAGUUUCGGAAGCGGAGAAGCCUCCUGGUACGGCACAUGCACUGACAUCAACGACCGAAAGAACCUUGAGCGUGAACUCAAUAAGACCAUGCUUCAGCUGAACAGUCAAAUGGAGUCCAAGACCAAAUUCUUCAGCAAUAUGUCUCACGAGAUUCGGACACCGCUAAAUGGGAUUCUUGGCACCAUUCCAUUCAUUCUCGAUACACAGCUCGACAGUGAUCAGAGGCGAAUGCUUGAUACAAUCCAAAACAGCUCCACGAAUCUGCGUGAACUGGUUGAUAACAUCUUGGACGUCUCUCGGGUCGAAGCAGGCAAAAUGGCCAUGGUCAAUUCUUGGUUCCACGUUCGGUCGAUGAUCGAGGAUGUGAUUGACACCAUUGGUUCGCGUGCUAUCGACAAAUGUCUCGAGCUAAACUAUCUGAUGAGCCCUGAUGUGCCAUCAAUGGUGAUCGGGGAUCGGUUCCGAAUCCGCCAAGUGCUGAUCAAUCUUGUCGGCAAUGCAGUCAAAUUCACCUCUCAGGGCGAAAUCCAUAUUUGCUGCAGCCUCCAUCACGAACCCUCUGCUAAAGUCAAAGAUACGGAAAUCUUUUUGAGCUUUGAUGUCGUGGACACGGGCACAGGCUUCAGCUCUGAGGAUGCGGAGCGCCUCAUGCAGCAAUUCAGCCAGUUGGGGGAAAAGGGUUCACAGCAGCAGCACGCAGGCAGUGGUCUUGGGUUGUUUCUAUCCAAGCAGCUUGUCGAGAUGCACGGUGGCAAACUCAUACCCAGCAGCAAAGAGGGCCAAGGGGCGAAAUUUUCCUUCCAUGUCAAAGUUGACGCGCCCCCUCCUCCGUCACCUGCUGAGCAGCCCUCGUUACUCCGUCAAAAUUCAUCCGCAUCCAGCAGAAGAAGACCAAGGCUGUCUCGACCAACUUCUUACCAAACUCCCCGGCUAUCACGUCGAGCCUCUGAUGCCAAAUCUGCGGAUAGGGGCGACUCAUCGCCUGGGCCGAACUUCAGGGUUGUCGAUGGAGCCAUGUCAGCAGGGAGUCUUGACCCACCCUCUGCCACAUCAUCUGCUCUUCCGACCCCAGAUAUCAGGACUGUGAAUAUGUCAUCUGGAUUCGGCCAAUCAGGUCCUACAUCUAAUUCGUCGACCGUCGAUCAUGAGACGCAAACGAGUAUAAGCGCAGCACCUAAUCCCGCAGAAUUGACGCCUCCAAUUCGUUUGACUCCUCCGCCGUCGAGUAUGUCUGUGCCCCCAGGGAGGCCUUCGCCGGAUCUUCCCUCUGUUGUUCCGAUUGAGGGCCCCUUCUCAAUUGUCAUCCUGUGCCCGCUGGACAACACCCGCCAAGCCACCAAGCAGCAUAUUGAGCAGGUUGUCCCACCAGAAAUUGACUUUACGAUUACGACACUGCCCGAUAUUGAUGAGUGGAAGGAUAUGAUGCAGUCAGGUUCCAACUCAAAAUGCACGCAUCUGGUCCUCAACUUGCCCGCCGCGGAUGACUUUCUGGAUGUCAUACAAUACGUGUCAGAGUUUGAGCCGAACUCUGCUCCCGUAGUUGUCAUUAUUUCUGACUUGUACCAGAAACGCCAAAUCAGCACACGGGUGAAGGAGCUGGCAGCGACAGGUAAAAAGGUGUUCAUUGUACCCAAGCCUGUCAAGCCGUUCUCUUUCUCAACCAUCUUCGACCCAAGCAGCAAGCGCGAACUGAGCAAGGACCGCAACCAGGACAUGGCGCGUGAGAUCAAUGACAAUUUCAAGUCCAUGUCCAAAUUGGUCAAAGAGGUGCUUGGUAACAAAGGCUACCGCAUUUUGCUGGUGGAAGAUGAUGAGACCAAUCGUGAUGUCAUGCUCAAAUACCUGGACAAAGUCAAGCUCAUGUCCGAGACCGCAUGCAAUGGGCAGGAGUGCACAAACAUGGUCUUCUCUAAGGAGCCCGGCUACUAUUCUCUGAUCAUCUGCGACAUCCAAAUGCCGAUCAAGAACGGAUACGACACGUGCCGGGAUAUCCGUGCAUGGGAGCAAAAGAACCAUUAUCCUCAGAUCCCGAUCAUGGCCCUCUCUGCCAACGCAAUGAACGAUCAGAUCGAAGACGCGGCCCGCGCUGGCUUCAAUGACUACGUCACGAAGCCUAUCAAGCACAACGAGCUGGGCAAGUUGAUGAUCGGGCUUCUGGACCCCGCACGUCCUCUUCUGCUUCUUCGGGAUCGCCUCAAUUCGCCCAACGCUGAAGCUCAACCCGCUCGGCGGUGA
This is a messenger RNA of Penicillium riverlandense, 5751 nucleotides long. RefSeq names its product putative sensor histidine kinase/response regulator (gene pkhB). Lineage: Eukaryota; Fungi; Ascomycota; Eurotiomycetes; Eurotiales; Aspergillaceae. The record is from RefSeq and is a predicted model, not a curated record. Gene Ontology annotation, molecular function: phosphorelay sensor kinase activity; histidine phosphotransfer kinase activity. The coding region runs from base 1 to 5751 and encodes 1916 amino acids. Gene Ontology annotation, biological process: phosphorelay signal transduction system; protein autophosphorylation. The transcript has 3 exons.